CAAAACGCGCCACCUUGUGGCCAUAUGUUUCAAACGACACACGCGGCCGGCUUUUGUUUUGGAUUUUAAACGCUGAAUUUACGAAAAAAACGACCAAUAAAAUGGACAGCGGCAGCGCAAUUGUAAUGCCUGGAGAACGCAUCACCAGCAUAGAGGAAGUGGCCAAGGAGAAGAGAGUUAUACUGGGACCAGGACUGCGUCGACUGGACGAUACGGUGGUGGCCAGCAAAGCGGGUCCCCUGCGUCACAAGGAGCCCAACACGUUUUGGAUCGACAACUAUCAGAGACGCUACGUGCCCGCUCGAGGAGAUCUGGUGCUGGGAAUUAUCAAGGGCAAGGCGGGGGAUCUGUACCGCGUGGACAUUGGCUCGGCGGACAUUGCCUCCAUUCCGUAUCUGGCCUUUGAGGCGGCCACCAAGAAGAAUCGUCCCGACCUUAAUCCGGGCGACAUCAUCUACGCGCGUGUGCUCAACGCCAGUGCAGACAUAGAGCCGGAGUUGGUGUGCGUCAACUCGAAUGGCAAGCGCGGCAAACUGGGUCUCCUCGCCGAUGGAUUCUUCUUCAAGUGCACCCUCAACCUGGGACGCCUGCUGCUGCGCGAAAACUGUCCGGCACUGGCUGCACUUACCCGCGAACUGGCUUACGAGAUCGCCAUUGGCGUCAAUGGGCGCAUCUGGGUCAAGGCGAAUUCCCUGCGCGAGACAAUGGCUCUGUCGAAUGCAAUACUGACGCUGGAGCAGGCGGGCUACACGGAAAUCGACAAAAUCUGCGACAGUCUGAGCGAUGUGCUGCAGGCCUAGACUCCAUCAAUAAAUCUUAGUUUACUUACAUUUCCAAAAAAAACGAGAAAAUUUUUAAAGUA
Molecule: messenger RNA, 862 nt
Organism: Drosophila guanche
Lineage: Eukaryota; Metazoa; Arthropoda; Insecta; Diptera; Drosophilidae
Gene: Rrp40
Product: exosome complex component RRP40
Exons: 1
Coding region: 102-800 (232 amino acids)
Biological process (GO): TRAMP-dependent tRNA surveillance pathway; poly(A)-dependent snoRNA 3'-end processing; CUT catabolic process
Cellular component (GO): nuclear exosome (RNase complex); cytoplasmic exosome (RNase complex)
Molecular function (GO): RNA binding
Source: RefSeq, a predicted model, not a curated record